UAGUAAAAGUUUAGCAAAUCAAAUGGAAUGGCCCAGCAAGAACGUGGCCAAGGGCGGCGUCUUUCAGCACGCAAAGGUCAACUACAGCCCGGAGACGACUCGAUUCCUGCAAACUCUGAUCAACGAAAGUAAAAUGACGACGAUGCAAAGGAACAGGAUAAAUUACUCUUUAAGAUCUGGUGAACCUCUGCCAUCUCUUGCUGUUGGAGAGAGGAAAGGCGGAAGCAGAAACAGAGAACCCAAAGUGUACAUUAGACCUGGCAGCAGCAAACGUCGAUCGUUGGAUUCGAUUCUGAAGUCCGGCGCUUACAGCAGGGAGCAAUUCACGCCGACAGUUCCGCGGGUGGACAGAGAGAAAGCGAAGGAGGAGCUGCAGCAGAGGAUGGCUUUCGGGAGGAAGGGAAAACCGCCAAUUGUCGAGGCCAGAAAGCAGAAGCGAGAGGAGCCGAAGGAAAUGAAUAGAUUCGAUGAGAUCAAGCAGGAGAUAAAAGAGCGCGAGGAAUGGCUCAAAGAGAUGGAGGCUCUCGGGGAGGGAGAUAAAUACCGACUGGUCAUUAACCAGCAAAUCCAAGAUCGGAUUCGAGAGAUGCGUCGAAUGAAAAUUAGCGACGAAUAAACCAUUUCCGCUUUAUCUACUCUUUAUUUUCUCAAACUUUUUCAACUUUCCAUCAACUAAUCAAAUAUUCAAGUUG
Nicrophorus vespilloides is the source of this 692-nucleotide messenger RNA. Its product is annotated as UPF0193 protein EVG1 homolog. NCBI's taxonomy places the organism in Eukaryota, Metazoa, Arthropoda, Insecta, Coleoptera, Silphidae. The record is from RefSeq and is a predicted model, not a curated record. The coding region runs from base 23 to 616 and encodes 197 amino acids. The transcript has 2 exons.